GAGGCCGUGUCCGCGGCCGCACCCCCACCGGCACCGAAACCGGCAUCGUCGUUCCUGGCCUUAGAGCCGCGGCUGCAGCACGAGUUACAGAAGAAGUCGCAGCGGGGCCGCAGCAAGCGGACGGCCAAGGAGGAGCUGAAGCCGGGCGUGGUGUACGUGGGCCAUCUCCCGCGGGGGCUCUGCGAGCCGCAGCUCCGCGAGUACUUUGAGCAGUUCGGGACGGUGACGCGGCUUCGGCUCUCCAGGAGUAAGAAGACUGGAGGCAGCAAAGGCUACGCAUUUAUAGAGUUUGAGUCCGAUGACGUGGCUAAGAUCGUUGCAGACACGAUGAACAACUACCUGUUUUCUGAAAGGCUGCUCAAGUGCCAGUUUUUACCUCCUGAAAGGGUCCAUGAAAACCUCUUCAAAAGCAGUAACAAAAUAUUUCUGAAGCCUUCUCACCCAGCGGUCAGGCGGUACAAUAAGAUACGUUCACUUGUCCAGAAGGCAAAAAUGACCAAGCGACUCCUACGAAAGGAGAAACUUCUGCGGAAGAAGCUGGCUGAAAAGGGGCUGAACUAUGACUUCCCUGGAUUUGCUGCACAGGAGCUUUCCAUAAAGACAAAAAAAGUUAAAAAAUCCAAGAAAUCAAAACUGAACGCUUCUUUGAGCAGCCAGGAUCCUACUCCAGUCUGUACUCCUGCAGUGCUUGAGCGCCGGAAAGCUUCCCAGGCAGGGGAUGACGCAGAGGACAAAGAAAUAACUCUCAGACUGCCCGCUGCCAGUGUUAAGAAUGCUGUGAAGAGACCAAAGAAGCAGCCAAGGAAAACCAAACCUGAAGAAACAGAAACAGACUUAAAAUGUUGA
Molecule: messenger RNA, 846 nt
Organism: Mesitornis unicolor (brown roatelo)
Lineage: Eukaryota; Metazoa; Chordata; Aves; Mesitornithiformes; Mesitornithidae
Gene: NIFK
Product: nucleolar protein interacting with the FHA domain of MKI67
Biological process (GO): maturation of LSU-rRNA from tricistronic rRNA transcript (SSU-rRNA, 5.8S rRNA, LSU-rRNA)
Cellular component (GO): nucleolus
Molecular function (GO): RNA binding
Source: RefSeq, a predicted model, not a curated record